This is a messenger RNA of Auanema sp. JU1783, 1227 nucleotides long. Lineage: Eukaryota; Metazoa; Nematoda; Chromadorea; Rhabditida; Rhabditidae. The record is from the annotation of a GenBank genome assembly.
AUGUUUUUGAGUACAAAAAAACAUUUUUUUAUCACAAAUUAUCGUGCAUUUGCUUCAUUUUCCCAGAAUUUCAAACUGAAAUCAAUUCAAGAUUUGAAUGAUUCAAUUGAAUUAUCAAUUUCAAUUGAUCAAAAGAAAUUUGAAAAUCUUUUAAUUCCUUUGGUUUGGCUAAGAGAUCAUUGCAAAUCCGAUAAGUGCUAUGAAUGGUCUACCAAUCAAAGAAAAUCGAAUUCAGUUGAUUUGUUCGAAAAAUCCAAACUAGUAGAAGAUGGCAAUCCAAUUGAGGUUCAAGAAAAAAGUUUGAAAGUAUUUUGGAGAGAUGGUCAUCAUUCUGAGUAUUCUGCAGAGCGAUUGCUUGAUGAAAUUGUUAAGAAGACGCAGUUGCAAUCAUCCAUCGAAGCAUGGGAUAAUACCUUGAAGACAUCUUUACCUCGCCUGAAUUACUCUACUAACUUCUCUUUUAAAAAUUUUGGAAAUCUUUUCGUCAAAUAUGGUUUUGUGAUUGUUGAUGGGGUCGAGAAAACUGCUGAAGCAACCGAAAAGUUUUGUCGGGAGCUUGGACCAAUUCAGAACACCUUCUUCGGAGACUUCUGGGUUUUCAGCAACGAAGGACAAAAUAAUAAUCACGAAGACACUGCUUAUGGAAAUGAAACAAUUGGACCACACACUGAUGGAACAUAUCUGGAUCAGUCUCCAGGAAUUCAGGUCUUUCAUUGUCUUCAUCCAGCUGCAAAAGGAGGAAAUACGGUUCUGACGGAUGGUUUCAAAUGUGCAAAACUUCUGAGACAACAAUUUCCUGACUUUUAUAAGACAUUGACAACGUUCGAGAUUGAUCACCAUUACUUGGAAGGUAAGAAGGGGAAGAGAUCUCUUAUAUCGCGGGCCUCCAAUAAAAGAGUGAUAGAGACUGAUAUCGAUGACUACUUACGCCAAAUAAGGUUUAACCCAUAUGAUCGGGCUCCUUUUUCUUUUGUGAAUGGUCGUUACACAGUAUCAGAAGUCAUCACAUUUUAUAAAGCAUACACUGAGUUUUCGAGAAUAUGCCAUGAUCAUACACUGUCAAUUGACUUGCACCUUGAACCGGGGUCGGUCAUUUUCAUUGACAAUCAUCGUGUGUUCCAUUCAAGAACUUCUUUCACGGGCUUUCGGAAAAUGGCUGGAUGCUACAUGUCCAGGGAUAACUUGCUAGCUAAAAUUCGCCCAAACCUUGACAGUUUUAUAAUUUGA